GGAGAUAGGAGGACGGGUUUUGAUAGUUGAAACCAGAUUACCAAAUGACUUGCCGGAGUUUGAUGGAGAUUUUUCACUGGAAGGACUGCAGUUCUGGAAGACAGCCUUAUCAGCAAUGACACAAAAUGCUCGACCUGGCUCUCCUGCUUUCACAGGGAGUAGGCAUACUACGGGUCAAAAAAUAAGGAUUGGUAUAGGAACCUCUGAAGACCGAAAGAUUAUAAUCCUGCCAUGUAAAAGUCCACCUAGUUUACAACGAGUGCAGUUAUGGCUGCAGGCCAAAAGAGAAUAUGAGAACUCAAAGAAAUGUUCAAAGAAUCAGCUUGCUCUAACCGAGAAUGUCCAUCAGAAUCAGUGCUUGCAGACUUCACAAGAAGAUGGGGUUGCUUCAGCUGGAGAGUUAGAGAUAGCAAUUCCUGCAGUUUCUGACCAACAGCAAGGUGAAAGACGUGCCCAGCCAAAUGAACCUGCCAUCACUCCUGAAACACUGCAGCUAAAAACUCCAGAACAGGACAGCCUGAAACCUCAAUCUCCCACAAGCCAAUUAACUAAAGGAAAGCAGCCAUUCGAAGAUGAUGACGAUUACUAUCGUGCGUACAGUUCGCCUGAUUCACCAUUGCUGUCUCCAUGGCAACAGCCAUCUUCCCCUAAUGCAAGGCAGUGGGUACAGAAUGAAGAAAGUAGAGAAAUGAGUAAACCAACACCAGCCUUCAGUACAGUAAUUGCAGCAGAGGAUUGCCCAUCACCGAACAAUGACACUGUGCUUUCAGGUGCCCCACAGGUUGAUGAGCAUCAACUGGCAAGAUCGCCCCUUCAGUCUAAAACAAAAGCUGCUGAAAAUUCUGCACCGGUUCUGCAUAGUACUCCUGUCUCCCACAAGAUUAGAAAUGAUGGAAUUCCUGAUGCGCUUUACUGUACUCCUAUACAAAUGGAGCCUAGGCUUCAGAAGACAAGUCAAAGAAGGGGAAGUAAUUCUGAUUCCUUGAGGCGAGUACUACUGACAACUCAAGUUAAGAAUCAGUUUGCCUUUCAAUCUGCUAAGAAAAGUAUGUCUCAGAUAGAAGGACCAACUCUGAACAACACUUACGGCUUCAAAGUCAGCCAACAAAACCUCCAGGAGGCAAAAGCUUUGCAUGAGGUGCAGUACCUUGUACUUAUGAGUAUGGAGUUACAUGCUCGCUCAAGACGCGAUUUGGAGCCCGACCCUGAAUUUGAUCCAAUCUGUGCCUUAUUCUACUGUGUUUCUUCUGAUUCACUACUUCCAAAAACAAACAAAACUGAAGUUAUUGGUGCUAUAGUAAUUGAUAAGAACCAUAUCUGCUCCAACAAAGACACUUCCUCUUCUGGACUCAGGAACAAAGUCCCACUGCUUGUUAGAUCUGGUGUCACAGGUCUCCAAGUUUCUUAUGUAAAUGAUGAGAAGGAACUGUUUCAAGAACUCAUUAAUAACAUUAGAAGGUAUGACCCUGACAUUCUGCUCGGAUAUGAAGUUCAGAUGCAUUCUUGGAGUUACCUUUUUCAGCGAGCUGCUGCAUUAGAAUUUGAUCUUUGUCGGAUGGUCUCCCGUAUUCCAGACGACAGUAAAGAAAAUCGGUUUGCCCCGGACAGAGAUGAAUUUGGUGCAACUGCCAUGUCUGAGAUAAACAUUGUAGGACGGAUCAUUCUGAACAUUUGGAGAAUGAUGAGGAGUGAGGUUGCUCUCAACAAUUACUCUUUUGAGAAUGUAGCUUUUCAUGUUCUUCACCAGCGUUUUCCACUCUUUUCCUGCCGUGUCCUAUCUGACUGGUUUGAUAAUAAGACUGAUAUACACAGGUGGAAAAUGGUUGACCAUUAUGUUUGCCGUGUGCGUGGAAACCUACAGUUGCUGGAACAACUGGAUUUGAUUGGAAGGACGAGUGAGUUAGCGCGAUUAUUUGGAAUCUUGUUCUAUCAUGUGCUGACAAGAGGUGCACAG
Molecule: messenger RNA, 1954 nt
Organism: Rhincodon typus (whale shark)
Lineage: Eukaryota; Metazoa; Chordata; Chondrichthyes; Orectolobiformes; Rhincodontidae
Product: DNA polymerase zeta catalytic subunit-like
Exons: 9
Biological process (GO): double-strand break repair via homologous recombination; error-prone translesion synthesis
Cellular component (GO): nucleus; zeta DNA polymerase complex
Molecular function (GO): nucleic acid binding; DNA-directed DNA polymerase activity
Source: RefSeq, a predicted model, not a curated record